ACGAAACCGAGGCUGAAAGCCCGGAGCAUUUGAUUAUUUUAUCUCACUUUCAAACAGAAACGGUACAGGAAAGAGAGAAAAAUUAUCUCAGAAAAGAGGGUUCGUUAUUAUUUUUUUUUUCAUCGGAAUUAUAUAUAUAUCAGGAGACUACUAAAUAGUGAAUACUUUUUAGUUUAAGCGGAAUUAGAGACAAUUUUUGAGUUGUCAUCUAACAACUUAAAUCUUACCAAAUAAAAAUUAAAUAACCUGAGUGUAACUCACAGACUUCAGAUCAACAUUAAAUCUUCAGCCUACAGUUUCCAGAACCACUCAUUCUGCUUACCAUGAAAUGGACGAUGAGUCGGAAACCCUCUAACUCGGUUUCCGAUGACACAGACGCAAACUCUCAUGUUACAUAUACAGUGCUUCAAAAUUCAGUGAUCCAAGAAAAUCCGCUCAGUAAAAAACGCAAGCUCAGUGGAUCAUCAUUAACAGACUUUCCAUCUUCAUAUACCAACAUUUCUGACCAAAUGUGCAAUGUGCGGAAAGUCCACACCGCAGUUCAGCGCACUCCUCAAAAUGCGGUUAAACGGACUCAUUUGAAUAGGAAAGAUCUGAGUAUGCUGCGUGUUCAAAUUGCAAUGAUUUCUGACAAUGACGGAGAUAGACCAAUUCACGUCGCUGUUGCUCAAGAAAAUCUUAAAUUAGUCCAAAAGCUGUGUGCUCUUAUGUUAAAAGCAUCUAUACCUUUAGAUAUCACGAAUUACCUUCGACAAACUCCUCUUCACUUGGCAGUGAUGUUAGGUAACUCUGAGAUAGUUGAGCUGCUCUUGAAGUGUGGUUCUUCGAUCACUCUGAGGGACAGAAAUGGCAACUCAGCGGUCCACUUGGCAGUAAAAUCAUCUGCUAACAAAAAUGUACUGGACCUUAUUCUCUCGCAUCCAGACACCAAAGCUAUCCAAGAUUCACUGGAUCACGAAGGUUACAGCGCUCUUCAUUAUGCAGUCUUUAAAAAUAACAGAACAGCUGUUCGAUGUCUUCAUACGGUUGGAGCGGAAAUGAACGUCAUUGAUGGGAAAAGUGGUAGAUCCCCUCUCAUUCAUGCUAUCCUGAACCAGAACGAGGAUAUGGUCCGGCUCCUUCUGGAAUGCAACGCGAACGCAGACAUUGCCGACUACUCUGGAAGGACAGCAUUCGAAUUAGCUUUGCAUGCAUCAACAAAAAACAUCGUCCGGAUUCUCGAAGGUCGUUUGUUUACAGACGACCUCGCUAAAACUCUGGAAGACGACAGCCCGAAAGCCUCUAAAAAGACUGCAGGACGUUCGAAAAGGGGUAGCAAAAGCAAGAAAACUGAGGAUCUGAGGACGAACUGAAUCAUAUUAUUAUAAAAGCUAUAAAUCAUGAAUUGUUCUAUAACCGAGAUUAAAUGAAUUUGUGUUCUUAAAAGCAUUCGUUUGUGCAAGUCUAGCAUUGGGGCAUUUUCCGGAUGAUAUUUCUAGUCAUCAGUAGUAGGGUUUCGAAAAUUCAAAUUAAGUUUUGUAAUAGAUCGUUGAAUAAGAGUGGUGUAUGAGUUCAUGGACUAAGAAGAAUAUACAAGAAGUUCUCGGAAUGGAAAAAUAUUGUUGGAUGAAUUAAGUUCCAGACAUUAGAUUCGAAACAAGUGAUCAGAGAAAUGUGCUGCCUUGAAACUUAGAAGUCUAAAUGAGAACAACUUGAUACAAUCUUCCGUCCUUUAUAAUUCUACAAACAUUUCUUUGGACCCAAAAUCUCACUGAUAUUUUGUACACAGAGAAAAAAGAAAAUGGUGUUCAUUUCCUGAGUCAGAUUCCAAAUAACUAUCUGUUGUGAAUUAAAAUGUCAUUUUUUUUUCCUUGGUAAAAUACUUAUUAAUUAAUACAAGAAUACCAAAAGUUUGAUAAAUCCUCUUACGCCGUUAUAAGACGAGGUGUCCAGAAAAAUCGAUUUAAUUCAUUCUUAAAACUUCAUUUAAUUCGUAUAGAUAUCCUGUUUAUGAAAAUACACGUUUCUUCUUACUGGACAUGCAAAUAAUACAAUUUCUAUUGUGAAUGAAGCAGCCAAAGCUAAAUAUAAACUAUCAUCUCAAUAAUAUUUUUAUAUCAAAAUCGGAAAUUCUUUUUUAUAAAAUUGUUAUUAAAAGACAAAAAUAAUCCAACAUUUUUUUAAAGAAUUUCUCAACUUCUAUAAAUCUUAUUUUAAAGAAUUAUUUGUAACAUCUUUUUUAUUAAUUAAACAAAUUUGUAAUAUAAAUAUCUGAUCAAAUUCAUGCAAAAUGAUCUACUUAUUAAUUUUUUUAAAAAUAAUCGUGAAUUCUAUGUUUUUAUUUUUCUUCUUUUAUAGUUUUCCGGAAUUAAGUUAUUCGGAUAAAUAGAAGGCAGUAGUUUCAAUUGCAGUUAAAAGAUAGAAGAAUUAUACGCGGUUAGCUAGCUUUUAAUUCAGAAGAGGAAACUUGCUAAUUAUUGUUAAUUCAUUAUAACGGACUUGAUCCGAUAUAGAGUCUGAAAAGUAUCUUGGACAAUGGUUUUUGCUUUUGAUGACAGAUUAUUAACAAUAUAUAUGAGACAGAUCAAUCGAUAGAUUUAGAAUGGUUUCUUUUAAUAAUAUGAACGAUGAUAGGCAAUGGUUCCCAUCACCAACAGGGUCAUGGAUUGCGAGUGGAAUAUAAAUUAAAAAGUUCUAUUUAUGUAAAUUAUAUUUUACUCGUUUUAUUCGCCGAAUCAUCUUAUACUUUGUUUAUUCAUCGAAAGAAACCGUCAACUAUUUCCGCCCAUAUAACUUCUGUACGGUUUUGAAAUUUAGAGGGGGGGGGGAGGAA
Messenger RNA from Argiope bruennichi, 2812 nucleotides. RefSeq names its product B-cell lymphoma 3 protein-like. The transcript has 6 exons. The coding region runs from base 324 to 1352 and encodes 342 amino acids. Gene Ontology annotation, molecular function: protein binding. The record is from RefSeq and is a predicted model, not a curated record. Lineage: Eukaryota; Metazoa; Arthropoda; Arachnida; Araneae; Araneidae.